AUGGCGGAAUCCGGGGCAAGACCUGAUACUUAUGAAUCCAGGGCAGGACCUGAUACUUCUGAAUCCAGGGCAAGACCUGAUCAGAAGUGCUCUUUGCAAAAAUUUGCUGAUUUUCGAGAUGAUAUAAUUGCAUGGUUUUUAUUUGAAUUUCAUGGUAUUGAUUAUGAUUUUGUGUCAUCAUUUCCUGAAUCAUCUAUCACACCAAUAUCUGACAACAAUAAUCUUGACAUAAACAAUGACAUUAUUAAUGAAUCAGAAUUAUAUAAUGAAAAUCCAGCUCUUGAAACAGAUGAUAUAUUGACA
Entrophospora candida is the source of this 303-nucleotide messenger RNA. The record is from the annotation of a GenBank genome assembly. Lineage: Eukaryota; Fungi; Glomeromycota; Glomeromycetes; Entrophosporales; Entrophosporaceae.